GCUCUGCUCGGUCUUGUUGCGGCCGCAGCCCACGCGAAGAGCGACUCUCCAGAAUUCGACAUCUCCUCCCUGGCGACGUUGGCACAGUCCCUCUCCAAGACAGGUGGCAUCGCAGAGACCGUGAAUACGAUCAAGGGCCUCGUCACCGGCAUGAUGGAGAGCCUCUCUCAAGAAGCCGCGGCCGCGCAGCUUGGCCUGGCAAACAAGACGCUCUAUGACGCAUGCAACACCAACAAGGCCUCAGCCAUGGCUGCGGUGGCCAAAUUGGAGGCCGCUGCUCCUGCUGACGGCCACUACGCAGAGUACCACAAGUGCAUGGAGGAGCUGACAAACCUGAAUACGACCGCACAGAGCUGCACCAACCAGGAGGACCUGCUCCGCGUCGCCAAGCAGGCACGCU
Messenger RNA from Symbiodinium sp. CCMP2456, 400 nucleotides. The record is from the annotation of a GenBank genome assembly. NCBI's taxonomy places the organism in Eukaryota, Dinophyceae, Suessiales, Symbiodiniaceae.